Messenger RNA from Bolinopsis microptera, 4160 nucleotides. Its product is annotated as transient receptor potential cation channel subfamily M member 2-like. The record is from RefSeq and is a predicted model, not a curated record. The coding region runs from base 48 to 4160 and encodes 1370 amino acids. The transcript is spliced from 18 exons. Gene Ontology annotation, biological process: calcium ion transmembrane transport. NCBI's taxonomy places the organism in Eukaryota, Metazoa, Ctenophora, Tentaculata, Lobata, Bolinopsidae. Gene Ontology annotation, cellular component: plasma membrane. Gene Ontology annotation, molecular function: ligand-gated calcium channel activity.
AAACCCGUCCUUUUUGGUUGUGCUUGUGAAUUGCUUGUGGAAUCAAGAUGGAGCCGGUACCUGAAGACACUGAAGCGGUGACACAGGAAGACAGUAUGCCCAGGAGUUUGAGCAGGUCAGUCAGCAGGACCAAGAUACGAGAACAAGCUAAUCUGGUGGGAAGAAGUGUCAGCAGCCAGGCUAGCAAGAGUGCCAGGAGUCUCCGAGCUCCAGUUAGUGCUGUUAGUCGUGCUGGUAGGAGGGUCAGCAGGGCGGCUAGGAGCCACUUUCGCAAGCCGGAACGGAGGAAUGGUUACUACAUAACAGACACAUUCUGCCGGAGAGAGUGCAACAAAUUCGUUUCUAAUUCCGCCACUGAAGAAAAUACUUGCAAAUGCGGUUUCCUGGACGACGAGCACUCGGAAGCGGCUCUGAGCUACAGACAUAUCCACACAGCAGACUGGGACCCAGCUGUGGACACUGUUACACUUCCAACCAACGCCUACGGAGAGAUUGACUUCCUUCAUGCUGACAAUGACGUUCUGCCUCUGUACCUGCGGUGUGACAUGGAAGUAGAUGUUGUUGAACUGGGUAACCUCUUGUUAGAUAAGUGGGCUAUGCCUCUUCCUAACCUUCUCAUAUCUGUCUUCGGUGGACACUCCAAGUUUGACUCUAAGAAAAUGAAUUAUUUAGCGGCUGAGUCAGACAUCAAGGAAGGUCUAGUUAAAGCUGCCAGGGACACCAAAGGGUGGUUAUUCACCAGCGGAGUCAACCAUGGAGUAAGUAACUUGGUGGGGGACGCUGUAGCAAUGAAGAGAUCCUUUGUAAACGCUAUUCCUGUAAUCGGAGUCAACUCGUGGGGUGCUGUUGCAAACAGUAAUGACCUUAUUGACGCGAAAGAACAGGGUCUGUUCCCAGCAAAGUACAUCGCACUCCGUCAGAAUGAGCUGGAGCGGAACCCGGAGACCAACAAACCAAAGUCCAUGUCCCUGGAACACGAACACACUCACUUCUUACUCGUAGAUUUCGGGACUAAGAACAAUUUUCACGAAACUGAUGUUCGUAAGUUUAGGAUUAAAUUGCAACAGUACCUUGUUCAACGGACUCAAGCUCAACUCGUUUCCGUCCUGAUCGAAGGAGGAAGUGGUUCACUGGAGGAGGCUCUGAUCAGGGUCAAAACGGGGCUCCCCGUCGUGGUUCUAGGAGACUCUGGUAGGAUUUCUAACGUCCUUUCUCUGGCUGUCGACUUGGCUAAGGAUGAGAACGUCUGUGAUGGACUGGGGAUGAGAACAGAGAGAAGGAUCCAAAGCGAAGACGACAGGAUGAAGGUUAGAUCAGCUCUGACAGCAGCACUGCCCAGACUAGAAGAGAGCAAGUACGAUGAGUUCAUGGGAAUCAUUGAGGAGGUCAUCCUACACGAGGAUUUGGUAACCAUAUGGAAGUGCGGAAAAGGAACCGCACUUGACACCACAAUCCUACAAGGUCUUAUUAAAAGUAUCGCAAACCACAAAAAUUCUGGUGAACCUGAAGAAGAGCCUGAUAAUAGCGCGGAAGGACAAGCUCAGCGGGAACAAACUCAGCGGACACGAGCUAAAGAACUUAUGAAAAGACAACUUGAACUAGCUAUACAGUGGGAUCGUUUAGAUAUUGCUACAGAGUUUAUUUUUGAGAACAAGUCAAACAAUAUGGAUCUACAUCUUACGGAAAGCGAGCUGAACGAGAUGUUAAACCUCGCCAUCAAGCACAAGCAGAUCCGCUUUAUCCGCAACAUAAUAGAACGUAAUGCCAACAUCAGCUCCUUCCUGACAGUGGACAGAUUUGAAACUAUUCUCCGGGAAAACACGCCCACUAAUUCCUUGUUCUACGAGCUGAUGAAGAAAAAGUGCCCCAGCGUGGAGCACUGGACGUUUGAACACUUCGAAAUGGUGAUUCAUGACAUAAGUGAAGGAGUAUUCAGGGUUCCCGGUAGGACCCGUGCACCGGAGCACCAGGUAGACCCUUCUGAUAACGGAUUCAGUCUACAAAGCAUCAAAAUCUGCGGUAAUAGUAAAAGGAAUGGGGGAGCUGCGAACUAUGCGCACGUAGACAACAUGACUGGAGACGGUCGGAAGUCUAAGUUUGAUUUUAUGGAUCCGGGCAGUCUGCUGACUGUUUACAUGGUCCUGAUCCACGAGCAGGAACUUGCCAAGGUCAUCUGGGAGUACUCCUCCACGCCCCUCUUUUUAGGCCUCGUCUGCACCUGUAUCAACAACUGGUUGAGUGCUCAGCAAAAAGAGACCCUCCUCAUAUCCGAUGCUAUGGGCCAGCAGCUUGAGGAGUACGGAAACGAGUUCGAGGAGAUAUCUGAGAAGGUUCUGGAAGAGGUUGCGGAAUAUCAGACCGAGCACGUCAUCGCUUUGAUUAACUUCAAGUUUGUGAGUUGGGGUGGCAGAACUAUUCUGGAGAUGGCUGACUACGUGAACGCCGUCAAUAUCAUCGCUCACCCGACCAUUCAGGAUUACAUUGAUAUUGAAUGGAACGGAUGGCUGGAUAGUGACAUGUCCACGCUCAGGAUGAUUGUGUCCAUAUUAUGUCCUCUUUUAGCUUCUUUCCGAGAUGUUACUCCGUUUGACAAGUGGAAGCAGAAAAACCUCCAGAGCAAGAAGCAGAAAGUGAGGGAUAGUCGAGAGGCGUUCAUUGAUCGGGGAAUCGGCCAGGACGAUUCUGAGGCUUGUGAGAAACUGGGUAUCCUGACAAAGUGUCGGUAUUUCUACAAGGCACCCAUCACCAAGUUUACCAUUUAUUCCAUUGUUAAUGGAUUCUUCUUGAUGUCCUAUGUUUUCGCGCUGCUUUUAGCAGAUCGGCAAUCGACUAGUGCCGAAAAUUGUGGUGGUUUUCGCUCGAUUUUCAAUUGCAAGCUCACCAUGGCUCAGCAGUUUGUUUACAUAUGGGUUCUGUGUUUGGUGCCCCUGGAAAUGAGGCAGAUCUACUUUUCCUACCCCACCACACUAUGGGGGAAGCUGAAGAUGUAUUGGGGAAAUAUUUACAACAAGAACGACAUUGUUUGCAUCAUCCUUAUUUUGCUGGCACUGUACUUUAGAAUGAAAGGAGAUAGCGAUACGAUAACUUGGGAUGGAAACCAUUUCAGACUGCUGUUUUCGUUAGCCUUUAUAAUGUACUGUUUGAAACUGUGUCAGGCUCUGCAAAUCAGCGAGCAGCUGGGUCCUAAGGUGAUGAUGAUGCAGAGGAUGUUGAUCGAUCUCCAGUUCUUCAUAUUCCUUGUUGUCAUCUUCGUCAUUGGAUACGGUGUCAGCACCGCUUCUAUCAUGACCCCACAGAAAUUCCCUAAACUGGAAAGAAAAUUGAUGUUUGACAUCUUCUGGAGGCCCUACACUAACUUGUUCGGUGAGAUAGGCGAGGAGACAAUUGACGAAGUCAUGAACUAUGAAUACUGCCAGUACUUCAAAGCAGGAACCGAGGAUAAUGGUCAAUGCUCCGACUACUCUUGUGACGACGAAGAGAAUACCAUGUGUGUUUUCAACAUUUACAUAGUAAAGAUAAUGCUCGGUCUCUACAUGAUGUUGGCUGCUGUCCUCAUGUUGAACUUGCUGGUGGCUGUGUUUUCAAGCACAUACGAGGAGAUUCAAGAGAAUUCUAAGACGCUCUGGAAGCGCCAGAAGUUUGAUCUGAUGGUUGAGUACCGGAGUAGAUCACCUCUACCCGUUCCUUUCAGUACCAUACUGCAUUGCUGCAGGUUCAUAAAGUUGGUAAUCAAGAACACAUGUGGACGGUUGAGUGGUUGCUGUGCAGAUGACCCCUCUGAUAUCCCCACUGUAGACGUCCACCAGAGACUCACUAUCACCCUCCUCGAGAUCGAGUGUAGAAGAAACUACCUUGAAAAACUUAAAGUCUUGACGGACCAAGAAGUCUUGCAAGCGGAGAUGUCAAACUUGUCAGGUGAAGUUGAAACCAUUGAGAAACGUUUGGGAGACUUCGAGAGCAAGAUACAGCAGGUGAUUGAUGUGGCGACAAUACAUCGACACAAGAACCGUAGCAGCAGCAGUAGCGAUGAAGAUGAGGUAGAUCACGACGGACCGAAGCUGGCUGUGGAAGAUAUGAUCCCAGAAGAUAUAACAGUUGAAGCGGGCGUUGUCGCUCCAGAUAUGGCCGGACUUCCUGGCGGCAAGAAGAGGAAUCCCUGA